AUGAGUGCUACUGAACCAACUAACGAAAAGGUUAACAAGAACCUUUCUGAUGAUGAAGAUGAAGAUAUCGAUCAAUUAGUUUUAGAUUUACAAUCUAACCCAGCUAACUUGGACGACGACGAAGAAGCCGAAGAAGAAGGUACCUUCAAGGCUGUCCCAGAUGAAUUAUUGCAAACCGACCCAAGAGUUGGUUUGACUGAUGAUGAAGUCCACAAGAGAAGAAAGAGAUACGGUUUGAAUCAAAUGGCUGAAGAACAAGAAAACUUGGUUUUGAAAUUCGUCAUGUUCUUUGUCGGUCCAAUUCAAUUCGUUAUGGAAGCCGCUGCCGUUUUAGCUGCCGGUUUGGAAGAUUGGGUCGAUUUUGGUGUUAUCUGUGCUUUAUUGAUGUUGAAUGCUUUUGUUGGUUUCAUCCAAGAAUACCAAGCUGGUUCUAUUGUCGAUGAAUUGAAGAAAACUUUGGCUAACUCUGCUUUGGUUGUUAGAAACGGUCAAUUGGUUGAAAUCCCAGCCAAUGAAGUUGUUCCAGGUGAUAUCUUGCAAUUGGAAGAUGGUACCGUUAUCCCAACCGAUGGUAGAAUUGUUUCUGAAGACUGUUUGUUGCAAGUUGAUCAAUCCGCUAUUACUGGUGAAUCUUUGGCUGUUGACAAGAGAUCUGGUGACUCUUGUUACUCCUCUUCUACCGUUAAAACUGGUGAAGCUUUCAUGAUUGUUACCGCUACUGGUGAUAACACUUUCGUUGGUAGAGCUGCUGCUUUAGUCAACAAAGCUUCUGCCGGUUCUGGUCAUUUCACUGAAGUCUUGAACGGUAUUGGUACUACUUUAUUGGUUUUCGUCAUUGUUACUUUGUUGGUUGUCUGGUGUGCUUGUUUCUACAGAACUGUUAGAAUCGUCCCAAUCUUGAGAUACACCUUGGCUAUCACCAUUAUUGGUGUUCCAGUUGGUUUGCCAGCUGUCGUUACUACCACUAUGGCUGUCGGUGCUGCUUACUUGGCUAAGAAACAAGCCAUUGUCCAAAAAUUGUCUGCCAUUGAAUCCUUGGCUGGUGUUGAAAUCUUGUGUUCUGAUAAAACCGGUACUUUGACCAAGAACAAGUUGUCCUUGCACGAACCAUACACUGUUGAAGGUGUUGAACCUGAUGACUUGAUGUUGACUGCUUGUUUGGCUGCCUCUAGAAAGAAGAAGGGUUUGGAUGCUAUCGAUAAAGCUUUCUUGAAAUCUUUGAUUAACUACCCAAGAGCUAAAGCUGCUUUGACUAAAUACAAGGUUAUUGAAUUCCAACCUUUCGAUCCUGUUUCCAAGAAAGUUACUGCUAUUGUCGAAUCCCCAGAAGGUGAAAGAAUUAUUUGUGUUAAAGGUGCUCCAUUAUUCGUCUUGAAGACUGUUGAAGAUGAUCACCCAAUCCCAGAAGAUAUCCACGAAAACUAUCAAAACACUGUCGCCGAAUUUGCUUCUAGAGGUUUCAGAUCUUUGGGUGUUGCCAGAAAGAGAGGUGAAGGUCACUGGGAAAUCUUGGGUAUUAUGCCAUGUAUGGAUCCUCCAAGAGAUGAUACUGCUGCCACUGUCAAUGAAGCUAGAAGAUUAGGUUUAAGAGUCAAGAUGUUAACUGGUGAUGCCGUUGGUAUUGCUAAAGAAACUUGUCGUCAAUUAGGUUUGGGUACUAACAUUUACGAUGCCGACAGAUUAGGUUUGUCCGGUGGUGGUGACAUGGCUGGUUCUGAAAUUGCUGAUUUCGUUGAAAAUGCCGAUGGUUUUGCUGAAGUUUUCCCACAACAUAAAUAUAACGCUGUUGAAAUCUUACAAUCUAGAGGUUACUUGGUUGCCAUGACUGGUGAUGGUGUUAACGAUGCCCCAUCUUUAAAGAAGGCUGAUACCGGUAUUGCCGUCGAAGGUGCUACUGAUGCCGCCCGUUCCGCUGCUGAUAUUGUUUUCUUGGCUCCAGGUUUAUCUGCUAUUAUUGAUGCUUUGAAGACUUCUAGACAAAUUUUCCACCGUAUGUACUCUUAUGUUGUUUACCGUAUUGCUUUGUCCUUGCACUUGGAAUUGUUCUUGGGUUUGUGGAUUGCUAUCUUGAACAGAUCUUUGGAUAUUAACUUGAUUGUCUUCAUUGCUAUUUUCGCUGAUGUUGCUACCUUGGCUAUUGCUUACGAUAAUGCUCCAUACGAUCCAAAACCAGUUAAAUGGAACUUGCCAAGAUUAUGGGGUAUGUCCAUUGUCUUGGGUGUUAUCUUGGCUAUCGGUACCUGGAUUACUUUGACUACCAUGUUGUUGCCAAAGGGUGGUAUUAUCCAAAACUUUGGUGGUCUUGACGGUAUUUUGUUCUUGCAAAUUUCUUUGACUGAAAAUUGGUUAAUUUUCGUUACCAGAGCUCAAGGUCCAUUCUGGUCCUCAAUUCCAUCUUGGCAAUUGUCUGGUGCUGUCUUGAUUGUCGAUGUCAUUGCUACUUGUUUCACUUUGUUCGGUUGGUGGUCUCAAAACUGGACUGACAUUGUUACUGUUGUCAGAACCUGGAUUUGGUCUUUCGGUGUCUUCUGUGUCAUGGGUGGUGCUUACUACUUGAUGUCUACUUCUGAAGCUUUCGACAACUUCUGUAACGGUAAGAAACCAGAACCAAAACACGACAGAAGAUCCUUGGAAGAUUUCCUUGUUUCUAUGCAAAGAGUCUCCACUCAACACGAAAAAUCAAGUUGA
Molecule: messenger RNA, 2688 nt
Organism: Candida tropicalis MYA-3404
Lineage: Eukaryota; Fungi; Ascomycota; Pichiomycetes; Serinales; Debaryomycetaceae
Gene: PMA1
Product: H(+)-exporting P2-type ATPase
Exons: 1
Coding region: 1-2688 (895 amino acids)
Biological process (GO): regulation of intracellular pH; proton export across plasma membrane
Cellular component (GO): plasma membrane
Molecular function (GO): P-type proton-exporting transporter activity; ATP binding; ATP hydrolysis activity
Source: RefSeq, a predicted model, not a curated record